CUCUCUCUUCUACCUCAGCACACAGCAUGCCUGCUCCUGUUUCUGGCCCACGCACCCUUUACGACAAGAUCUGGGACGAUCACGUCGUCGACGUCAAUGACCAAGGAUUGACUCUCCUCUACAUUGAUCGUCACCUUGUGCACGAGGUGACGAGCCCUCAGGCCUUCGAAGGACUGAGGAAUGCAGAGCGUGCUGUUCGUCGUCCCGAUUGCACCCUCGCCACAGUAGAUCAUAACGUUCCUACCCACUCGCGGAAAAACUUCAAGGCGAUUGAUAGUUUUGUGGACGAGCCGGAUUCUCGAGCACAGUGCAUUGCCCUGGAAGAUAAUGUUAAGGAGUUUGGUUUGACAUACUUUGGCUUAACCGACAGGCGGCAGGGCAUUGUUCACAUCAUCGGUCCUGAACAAGGAUUUACACUUCCCGGAACGACCGUGGUUUGCGGUGAUUCGCAUACCUCAACCCACGGUGCUUUUGGCUCUCUUGCCUUCGGUAUUGGUACUUCCGAAGUCGAACAUGUUCUUGCAACCCAGACGCUUCUGCAGAAGAAGGGCAAGAACAUGCGGAUCAGCGUUGAUGGUCAGUUGGCUGAAGGUGUCACAUCCAAGGAUGUUAUCCUCCAUAUCAUCGGUCUCAUUGGCACUGCCGGAGGCACCGGUUGUGUCAUCGAGUAUGCCGGCUCUGUAUUCCGCGGUUUCAGCAUGGAGGCACGCAUGAGUGUCUGUAACAUGAGUAUUGAAGCCGGUGCUCGUGCUGGCAUGGUCGCUCCCGACGAUAUCACCUUUGCAUACCUCAAGAACCGACCACUUGCCCCGAAGGGCGAGGCUUGGGAUCGUGCAGAGGCCUAUUGGCGCAGUCUGAAGAGUGACGAGGGAGCUAAAUGGGAUGCCGAGAUUAAUAUCAAGGCUGAGGACAUCCCACCCACCGUCACCUGGGGGACCUCUCCUCAGGAUGUCGCCCCCAUCACUGGCGUUGUUCCCGAUCCUACCAUCAUCACCGACGCCACCAAGCGCUCGUCUAUCGAGCGUGCCCUCUCUUACAUGGGUCUCCAGCCUGGCACAAAGAUGGAAGACAUCUCUCUUGACAAGGUUUUCAUUGGAUCGUGCACUAACAGUCGCAUUGAGGACCUGCGUUCUGCUGUCCGAGUCAUCCUUGCUAUGGGCCCAGACGCAAAGGUGGUGCCGACUGUCCAGGCUAUGGUCGUCCCGGGCUCUGGUCUCAUCAAACAGCAGGCCGAGGUCGAAGGUCUAGACGCCGUUUUCAAGCGCGCUGGAUUUGACUGGCGCGAGGCUGGCUGUUCCAUGUGCCUAGGCAUGAACCCUGAUCAGCUUUCGCAUGGCGAACGGUGCGCAAGUACCAGUAACCGAAACUUUGAGGGUCGUCAAGGUGCAGGUGGACGCACACACCUCGUCAGCCCUGCGAUGGCCGCCGCCGCCGCCAUGACAGGCAAGCUGACCGACGUCCGAAAGCUUCUGAAUGCCGACGCCGACGCCAAGAUCGCCGCUGGCCCAAAACUCAAGCUUGCCAGUGCAUUUGAUUUCCUGACGGACCCCGUUCUUCCUGCCCCCAAGCCCCAGACGCUGUCCCACGCUCAAAACGCGUCCGAUUCUGCAUCACUGCCUCCUGCUACGGCACCCUCUGCUGUUGCUCCGUUUGUCAUUGUGAAGGGCAUCGCUGCUCCUCUGCACGUUGAGAACGUCGAUACGGACAAGAUCAUUCCUAAGCAGUUCUUGAAGACCUUGAAGCGGAAUGGUCUCGCGGACGCCCUGUUUUAUGAGCUUCGUACUGACACGAAAACGGGCAAGAAGACUGACUUCGUACUAAACCGCGAGCCCUACACCCAGGCCAAGAUCCUCGUCUGCACGGGGAACAACUUUGGCUGCGGUAGCUCCCGUGAGCAUGCUGCCUGGAGUCUUAACGAUUUCGGAAUCCGCACCGUGAUUGCGCCUAGCUUUGGUGAAAUAUUCCAGAACAACGCCAUGCAGAACGGCAUGUUACCUGUCCAGGUGCCUGUGGGAGAUGCAAAGGACUUGGCUUCAGAUGCCGAAGCUGGGCUUGAGCUGGAGGUUGACCUCGAGAAGAUGGAAGUCCGCCGCUUGAACGGCAAGCCUCCAGUGCCGUUCAUGGUUAACCCCUUCCGCCGGCAUUGUUUGCUCAAUGGUUUGGAUGAUAUUGCGCUGACUCUGCAGAAAGACGAGUCCAUCGUCUCCUUUGAGCAGCGUCGGAGUGGUGCCUGGCCAUGGCUGGAUGGUCUAGGCUACAAAGGUGGCAAGAUACCCGUCGCGCCUGCCAAGGUAUCCAAAAAAAUGGAUUGGUAAAGACGGCGACGCAGCUGUAUCAUAUUGUUGUAUUAGUGGUACAUGUUUUUUGUAUAAUAGAACAAGAUCCUCUGGAGCUAGGUCAAGUCAAUCGCCAAUAAU
Molecule: messenger RNA, 2417 nt
Organism: Coniophora puteana RWD-64-598 SS2
Lineage: Eukaryota; Fungi; Basidiomycota; Agaricomycetes; Boletales; Coniophoraceae
Exons: 9
Coding region: 27-2315 (762 amino acids)
Biological process (GO): L-leucine biosynthetic process
Cellular component (GO): 3-isopropylmalate dehydratase complex
Molecular function (GO): 4 iron, 4 sulfur cluster binding; 3-isopropylmalate dehydratase activity
Source: RefSeq, a predicted model, not a curated record